This is a messenger RNA of Esox lucius (northern pike), 3150 nucleotides long. RefSeq lists its product as uncharacterized. Gene Ontology annotation, cellular component: cytoplasm. The transcript has 6 exons. Lineage: Eukaryota; Metazoa; Chordata; Actinopteri; Esociformes; Esocidae. The record is from RefSeq and is a predicted model, not a curated record. The coding region runs from base 1436 to 2233 and encodes 265 amino acids.
UAGCUGGGGCUCGGGGAGAAUUAAAACAUUUGAAAUCCAGCCGAUAUUUUCAGUUGUUAAUUACUUUUGAAUCCACAUGGUGGUACAACUAUUAACUAGGAAUUAAAUGAAACUACUCUGUUGGCAAAAGUACAAUACAAAAAUAGGCGUAGUAGGUCAACCUUGAUAAAACCUUUCAUGACUGGACCGAAACUGGAAGAUAACCUUCACCUUGCUGCCACAAUAUAGAGCGAAGAAAAACCAGGGGAAAUAUUAGUAUUCGUUUUUCACAUCAAUUAAAUUUGAACAAACUAGAUUCAAUAUUGUAUUUCCUCUUCCUAUAUCUUUUAAAUCAAAGACAUUUUUAUGGCACUUAGUUAGUUAUAUACUUAAAAUGCUCUUCCCAUGUUCAUGUACUGCCUUAACCAUGUAUUUACAGGAAGCAUUGAGACUGUGACACCAGGAAGCAGACGUUACAGUGCUGAUGAUAACCCAUGACCCAGACAUGAUCCAACAGUUACCCUGACGUCUUUAGAAUACCUCACAGGCUGGGUUUACACAGACAGCCUAAAUCUGAUCUUUUCCCAAUAGAUAGCCUUCUGACCAGUCAGAGCAAAUAUUUAGCCAGUAAUUGGGUAAAAGGUUAGAACUGAACAGACAGUGUAAAGAUACAGUAGUCUUAGUAGUAUUAUAUAGACAGCCUGGACCAGGCCCAGACACGGAUCAGUCUGUGUAGAUUGGGUCAGCCAUCUCAGGAUAACUGGUCAUGUGAUCAUGUUUGUCCAUACAUGUCAUGGACCUGUUAUCGCCUUUUGCCAGUAAGUAUGGGAAUCAUAUCCUACUUCCUGCCUGACAGCAUCAGUUAUAUUCCACUUAAGAAUUCAGUGAAAGGCGGGAGAAAGUGAAGAGAGAGGAAGAGAGACAGAGAGGUAGAGAAAGAAAAAGAGAGAAAGAAAGGGAGGGAGAGAGGGAGGGAGGAAACAAGAGCGAUAAAGAGAGAGAGGGAGAGAAUGUUUUGUCCCUGCAGCCCACUCACAUCCCCAGCCACAUAGUCAGUACAAAAGCAGAGGAUCAUUAUAGCUGACGUCCCAACUCUGCUUCACAGACUACGGCUCUACACACACUCACACACACACACGUUACACAGCAACAGGACAGUAAUAAGACAUACGGGGACCGGGCUCCAUAUUGCUACAGGAGCUGUCACACACUUGAACCCAGUGUCAGGAGCCUAAGAGAGGGAACAUCUGAGAAGUCGGAAGAGAAGUCGGAAGAGAAGUCGGAAGAGAAGUCGGAAGAGAAGUCGGAAGAGAACUCUUCAGCGCGUUUUUUCCAUUUGGGAUUGGACUGAACCAGAUUCACCAAACGUAGGUCUCCUUGUUGAAGCAGGUCGGCACCAGAAUUGUACACAAGCCAACUUUGCCAGAGGAAAGUGGUUCAUCUAGGAUCAGACAGUAUGCUGGCUCAGAUCCUGCAGGAGAUGUGGGUGGACCCAGAAGUUCUGGAGGCCCUGAGUGAAGACCAGAGGAGAAUUCUGUUCCUGAAGAUGAGACAGGAGCAAGUCCGCCGCUGGACAGAGAGGGAGGAGAAGGACGAGAGAGAGGGGAGAACCAGGGAACACACCAGGUCUAAGAAAGGACUCAGUAAAACUGUGCGUUGGCAAUUGGGUCGCGAUGGGGAUGUGAGCGUGAGCAUCAUCGGAGAGGUGGAUGAAUUCAGAUCCUCCAAACUCCUCCAGAACAUCCAUACCAACAGCAGACUCCAGAACAGAGACCUGAACAACCUAGUGGAUGAUAUCCAUAAGGUAUCGCUACUGACCGACAGCGACAACCACCAACCCAGAUCUCAACCUUCCAUGCGAAUGCAACUCAGUAAUGACUCCGAUGGCUCUAAGGAAUCUGAAGAGGAACCAGAUUCAGGCAGUGCUGAGGAUGAACCCAGGGUCCCAGCGGAGGACAGCAGUGACAGUGAGUCAGGCAACAGCACAGACAAGGAUUGGGUCCUUCACUACAGUCCCCAUCGCCACAGCAACAGCAGCAACCUGCCUCAGUCCCAACCGCAGCUGUCAGUCAUGGAAAGGGCCAACCCACGGGGAAGAGGAGUGGCGGUCCAUCACGAGGAGGCAAACCCUGGACUCGGGGGUCGUGUGGCCCAGCUCAGGAGAGCCUUCGCCACAUCCUCUUGCGUUUCUAAGCCCCCCAUGCCAACCAAACCCUCCCAUUUGCAGCUGGUGCCCAAACCCUCCAUCAGAUAACAUGAACGCUCAUCUACGUUCUACAAAGCACACGGCCGCCAUGCUUACCUAAAGGGCUCAGCUGGAAGGUGAUCCACAGACAAACACUCUGUUAUGGUGUGGAGAAAUAGGAGCUACAUACUGACCAGAGUUAAAGGUGGACAAGCAUGGCCGAGUGGAAGGAAUUCAGGUGUUCUGGUGAAAUGGCUGCUUGAAGAAUCCUGGGGUCUGCAUUGUACUCAUGCAGUUCAACUUCUCCUUCAACGUGAAUUGUUUAGAUAUGGUUAACGCAAGAAGGACAUUGAGAUACUUACCACAUUGUAUCAUACUUGUACAUGUGUUGGAGGAAAUAUUUAAGAACGUUUGCAAAUCAAAAUGUAUUUUCAAUUGCCUAAGUGUACACUGUAAAAAUGUUUUUAGUUGCUUGUACUUUAACAGUUUAAUCAUAAGGCUUCUGUGUUUACACUAUUUUGAAUAGUCAAAUUGUAUCUACCUGUACAUUUUUUUCAAGAGGCCAUACUGUAUAAACAAUGUGUGUGCAACAUGCUUGACUCUAUUCUGAAAAAACAUGCAACUUGUGUACCAAAUGUUGUUACAACGCAAAUUCCUGACACUUGCAUUCCCAACAUCCCGGAAAUGGGGCGUCUGAGGUCCCUGAGGGGUCCCUGGGCUUGAUUUAGUCUUUUACCUUUUUCAAAAGGGGCGUCAUGAGUAAUUACAUAAAAUCGAAUUCAUAUAAUUGGCUCCGUUAAUUAAACCUCAUUCAUAAUGCAGACUUCAAGGAGAUAUCCCUAACACGCUCCCACCUUGUAGAAGAAUACAAACACCAGUUCCUUAUAGCGCACUUGCUACUGUAUACUCACUAAAACAUUUGGUUGGCCUACUUACUAAAGCACCUUCUGGAAUUUUUUGAAAAGCAAUUUAAAUGGCAGAAAGCC